Messenger RNA from Asparagus officinalis (garden asparagus), 1580 nucleotides. Its product is annotated as pyrophosphate-energized vacuolar membrane proton pump-like. The transcript is spliced from 2 exons. The coding region runs from base 262 to 579 and encodes 105 amino acids. Gene Ontology annotation, molecular function: diphosphate hydrolysis-driven proton transmembrane transporter activity; inorganic diphosphate phosphatase activity. Gene Ontology annotation, biological process: proton transmembrane transport. The record is from RefSeq and is a predicted model, not a curated record. Gene Ontology annotation, cellular component: membrane. NCBI's taxonomy places the organism in Eukaryota, Viridiplantae, Streptophyta, Magnoliopsida, Asparagales, Asparagaceae.
UCUUGAUCUGCUUUCUUUUGCCUUUGGGUCUUUCUUUUUUAAUCUUGUAGACCCUAAAUUGACAAUAUUAGCAUCUUUCAACUGAAAUUUCUUUAGUCGGAGGUAAAAGUGGUAAUACAUAGGAUUAAAUUUCAUUUGUGAUGAGUUUCAUCUUGAGAUCUUGCUCCAAUUUGAGCUCUGAUUUUUGCUCCGAUUUCGAGCUCUGAUUUCUGGUGUUUCGUGCUCUGUUUGAGCUCUGAUUUGUUCUGAGUUCAUGCUAAAAUGAUAACUAAUGGGGCAAAACUGACUGCAAUGAUGUACCCCCUCCUUAUCAGCUCUAUGAGCAUUAUUGUCUAUUUGAUCACGACUCUCUUUGCAACUGACUUUUUUGAAAUUAAGGCAGUGAAGGAGAUUGAGCCUGCACUAAAGAAGCAGCUCAUUAUCGCUACUGCACUUACGAAUGUUGGAAUCACUGUUGUUAGUUGGGGAGCUCUUCCAGCUUCCUUUACCAUCUUCAAUUUUGGUGUCCAGAAGGAAGUGAAGAACUGGGAGCUUUUCUUCUGUGUUGCUAUUGGUUUAUGGGCUGGUCUCAUAAACUAGUUUCAGCUUGGCUACGAUGUAUGGUAUUGUUGUUGCUGCUCUUGGAUUGUUGAGCACAAUUGCCAUUGGCAAUUGAUGCUUAUGUACUUUUAUCUUUUAUUUGAUGCAUAUUUUGUGUUAUGAUGAUGGGCUAUUUUUAAAAUAUACAGCCAAAGUUUAUUGCAGGAAUAUAUUGGCGAGGCAAUAUAUUGCAGCCAACAUUGCUAUUAUAAACUUCAUGGCGAGGCAUAUAUUGAAAAAAGGGCCUUUUCUGAACACAUUUUCAUGAAUUUCUUUUGAGGCAAUAUAUUGCAAUAUAUUUGAGGUAUGUUUUAUGUGCCUGAGUGUCAAUUUGUUUUUCAUCCUGCUAUUCUGUGCAUGGUUUCAGCUUGGCCUUUGUUUCAGCUUGGCUCUUGAUUCAUGAUUGGUUUCAGUUUGUAUUAUAUUAUGUGUAAAUUCCAAGGUUGGAGUUGUGGAGCUCAAACCUACUAAUCUUUCAGUUUGAUUCAUGAUUGGUUUCAGUUUGCAUUAUAUUGGUUUCUAGUUUUAGUUGUGUGCAAACUAAAUUUCCAACUAUAUUUGUUUCAGUUAAUUGACCUUUGGUUUCAGUCUUGCUCUCCGUGUAAUGACUUGGCCAUGAUAUGUCUCUAAAUGCUCUACUUAUUUGUGGUUCUAACAAAGUUCCCUCAUUGGAUUUGGCAUGAACUUAUAGAAGUAGGAGGAUCACCUACUUUGUGAAAGAUAUGCUGAACUGUGCAGGUUCAAACAGGUAUUCAAGUUCUCCAUGACAAACAUGAGAUAGUUGAGGCUCAACUCCAGCUAGCAAAGCUACAUCAAUCUUCUUCCAGAGCACCUUAAUGUGAACUGACAGAGAAUGGGCAAGCAAUGGACCUUAAUGUGGUGCUUGAUAAGCUUAUGAACGAUGGAGGAGGGGAUGAUCCAGCCUCAAAAGAUUUGGUUUGGUCGGUGAUUGUUUGUUUGUGCCUUGGCUUUGCGAUUUGUGUAUAUACUCUCUUCGAAUC